AUGGAUCCCGGCCCCGGUCUGUGCGUUGUCAACGUUCGGACCGCCAAAUAAAAACGGGGGGGAAUCGACGGGAAAACGACGACCAAAUAAAACGAGCCGUCGCCCGUCUCGCCUUUCGCCUCGUAUUUGGGGCGAAUCGCGCGUCGCAGAGCCUUAAUUCUCGAGCGGGCGGGAGACCUAUUUUGAGAGGCGGAGCUCGUCCGUGCCCCCGUUCGGCGAGGCGCGUUCGUAAUGAAAGGAGCGCGUGAGCGGGUCCGCGCCGUCUCGCUCACUUUGUUGUGCGGAGAGCAGCACGCGCCGUCGGCUUCUGCGCGCCGGACCUUCCGUGGAAACCCGAAAGCCGUGUGAGGAAAAGCAGCACGCAGGACGCCCCCCGACCACCACCAGAGGAUCCCGCCCGUACGUCUCUGACCCACCAGCCCGCAGCAAACAUGUCGGCCUCGGCGGCGAAAGUGAGUAAAAAGGAGCUGAACUCGAACCACGACGGAGCGGACGAAACCUCCGAGAAAGAGCAACAGGAAGCUAUCGAACACAUUGACGAAGUUCAAAAUGAAAUUGAUAGGUUGAAUGAGCAGGCCAGUGAAGAGAUCUUAAAAGUAGAACAAAAGUACAAUAAACUUCGUCAGCCGUUCUUUCAGAAGAGGUCAGAACUGAUCGCCAAAAUCCCAAACUUCUGGGUCACCACGUUUGUCAACCAUCCACAAGUAUCUGCCCUACUGGGAGAGGAAGACGAGGAGGCACUUCAUUACCUGAGCCGAGUGGAGGUGACAGAGUUUGAAGACAUCAAGUCAGGCUACAGAAUAGAUUUUUAUUUUGAUGAAAAUCCGUACUUCGAAAACAAAGUCCUUUCCAAAGAGUUUCAUCUGAAUGAGAGCGGAGACCCAUCUUCAAAGUCAACAGAGAUCAAAUGGAAAUCGGGAAAGGAUCUGACCAAGCGCUCCAGCCAGACACAAAACAAAGCGGGGAGGAAGAGGCAACAUGAAGAACCGGAGAGCUUCUUCACUUGGUUCACUGACCAUGCUGAUGCUGGGGCUGAUGAGCUGGGAGAAGUCAUUAAGGAUGACAUCUGGCCAAACCCUCUGCAGUACUACUUGGUUCCUGAUAUGGAUGAUGAAGAGGGUGAAGGUGAAGAUGAUGAUGAUGAAGAUGAAGAAGGCCUGGAGGACAUAGAUGAGGAAGGGGAUGAAGAUGGAGAAGAAGAUGAGGAGGAUGAAGGAGAAGAUGGAGAGGACGAUGAUGGCGAAGAUGACUAAAAUUGACAUUAUCUACCAAGACCCCUCAACCUUCUCUUCCCUGUUUGGUUUUUCCACCCAUGAUCGGGAGCAAAGUCUUUCUUUUUGUGUGUGUGUGCGUGUGUGCGCUUCAUCCUCCAUUCUGAAGCCCAUCACCUGUUGGUGCCAUGUUAUGUUCUUCAUCUAAAGCCAAUGGCCCUUUGCCCUCAAUUGUGAGUACCAUCCCCUAACUCAUCUCAAAAUAAAAACGUGUACAAAAAUAGAAUCAGCACGGCAUCCUGAGUAGAAUUUGAAAGACCGUUUACACCAAUUUCCUCCUGUUUAAGGUUGUGUGGUAAAUUUACUAAAGCCAUGGUGUAGUGACCUAGCGCUAGCAGAACUGUUUUGUUUUUGUUUUUUUUGUUUUAUUUUGUUUGUUUUUUUUUCAUUUCGGGUGUUGAUCCCUUUAAACUUAUUUUUCCCCUAUGUGGUUAACGAGUACCAGCUCAUUCCUAUCACCUGUAAUGUUUGGGGAGGGGGGUGGUGGGGAGUAUGCUUGGGUUAUUGGAGAGAGUGGUUAUUUUGACACCAUUUCUAUGGAUUUUUUUUUUCUUCAUUGUAUUGUUUUACAGAUAUCCAUGCGAUUUGAAAUGACAUUUUUAAUAAAGAGAACAAAAUGAGAAAAAAACAGCUUGUAAAUUUUGGCCCCCACUGCUUCAUGGGAAGGAUUACCUGUUAACUCGUGAAAUUUACAUUUACUCACCCUUUCAUUUUCCGCUGGGGGAAAAACUGUUUUAAAUUUGAGGUGUACAACUUGCUUUGUUACAAUAAAACUUAACUGUGUAUAAACGUG
Messenger RNA from Lampris incognitus (smalleye Pacific opah), 2064 nucleotides. RefSeq names its product protein SET. Bases 432 to 1253 code for a protein of 273 amino acids. The record is from RefSeq and is a predicted model, not a curated record. The transcript has 8 exons. NCBI's taxonomy places the organism in Eukaryota, Metazoa, Chordata, Actinopteri, Lampriformes, Lampridae. Gene Ontology annotation, biological process: nucleosome assembly. Gene Ontology annotation, molecular function: chromatin binding; histone binding. Gene Ontology annotation, cellular component: chromatin; nucleus.